Molecule: messenger RNA, 1098 nt
Organism: Coccidioides posadasii C735 delta SOWgp
Lineage: Eukaryota; Fungi; Ascomycota; Eurotiomycetes; Onygenales; Onygenaceae
Source: RefSeq, a predicted model, not a curated record
AUGUCUAGGGCCUCGUUGGAGGAGAGUCGACGGAAAGCUGAGAAAGCGGGAAAUAAAAAUGGAAAUCCAAUUCAGCUUCCAGGCAAGAUUCUAGCAAUUGCUCCCGAUCCUUUUAACUUGAACUCUAUCUUUAUCGCGGAAAGUUCUGGUGUUUUGAGAACUAUCGCCCUCGAAACAGGUGAAACCACUGCGGUUUAUAGAGGGCCUACGGCACCAUUGACGAGCCUUUCCUUCUCUCCCGAUGGGAAGACUGUAUUUUCCGGAUGCUGGGACAAAAGCAUUUGGAGUUGGGAUGUGAAGACCCGCAAGCCUUGGCGCAGGUACCUCGGACACACAGAUUUUGUAAAAACAGUGCUCUGUCCCCGGGUUUCCGGCUUCAAUAUCCUCAUUUCCGGUGGAGCAGACGCAGAGGUUAUCAUUUGGGAUGUAUCUAAAGGCACGAGGCUCCAUGUCCUCAAAGACCAUUCACGCGGGGUUCAGGACUUGAUUCUAGAUCCUGUUGCGACAGAGGCGAGCGGCGACAUUACAGUUUUCAGUGCCGGCAGCGACCGUACGAUACUCCCUUUUAGCAUACCGUCAAGUCCAGGAUCUUUGGCGGUCUCGGAACCUAUCCUAGAACAUGAAACCAGUGUUUAUAGGUUAUUUUUUGACGAAGAUGGAGAUUUAUGGACUGCCUCUGCUGAUAAAACCGUUAAAUGCCUUACACGAGAAGGUGGGUGGAAAUCAGAUCUUAUCUUAGAGCACCCAGAUUUUGUGAGAGAUGUGGUAGUACACGAAGCAGGUGGGUGGGUGAUUACUGCUUGCAGGGAUGAAGAUGUUAGGAUAUGGAAUCGAGCUACUGGCGAACUCCACCACACAUACCACGGUCAUUUUGAAGAAGUUACUGGUCUGCUAUUACUUGGAUCUAAAGUUGUCAGCGUAAGCAUUGAUGGUACCAUUCGACAAUGGUCUCUCCGCCCAGAGGAUCUUCAUCAAGCAAAACUAGAAGCCAGGGGGGUUCCCAAGGACGAAGAGACCGCUCAGGGUGGAGGAAUGCUGACGGAAGAGGAAGAACGCGAGCUCGAUGAAUUACUGAAUGAAUAUUAGAUGAAAACUUCC